Messenger RNA from Chilo suppressalis (striped riceborer), 2263 nucleotides. The record is from the annotation of a GenBank genome assembly. NCBI's taxonomy places the organism in Eukaryota, Metazoa, Arthropoda, Insecta, Lepidoptera, Crambidae.
UGGAAUGUUUUAAUUAAAUAGAAUUAUUUUUUUGUGUCUAUUAGAUGUAAGUUUGUAAUAAUAUGACCACGAAUAUAUACAAGAAUUCAAAUGAAGAUGGAGCUCGGCCGUAUAAAUGCCGUGAAUAUGCCACGAAGAUAUCUAUAAAUUUACAACUUUUCAAAAGAGAUGGCAGAUUUUGUGAUAUUGACCUAAUAUCUGGUAAAACUAAAGUUAAGGCUCACAGAGUGGUGUUGGCUGCAAGCUGUGCUUAUUUUGAUGCCAUGUUUAAUGUUGGUCUUGAAGAAAGUCAAAAGCGGCAUGUUUGUCUACCCAGUGUUCCACCUGACAUACUACCUAAGAUAAUUGAUUUUAUUUACACAGGUGAAAUUUUGAUUGAUAAAUCUACGGUACAACAUUUGAUGAUUGCUGCUGACAUGUUACAACUAAGAGAACUGGUAACUGGUUGUGGCGAGUAUCUAAGAAGAGAACUACAUCCCUCAAAUGCCUUAGGAAUUUUUAGGUUUGCUGAAGCUCAUAAUUGUACAGAAUUAGCAGAAGAAGCGUUAGAACAUGCUCAGGCUAACUGGAAUAUAGUAGCAAAUGGAGAUGAACUGUUAGAACUGCCACUUCCUCAAUUAGUCACAUUAUUAUCUUCAGAACAACUCAAAGUUGACAGUGAAGCACAGGUUCUUUAUCCAGCCUUACGGUGGUUGGAACACGAUCCGGCUUGUCGGAGACGUCAUUGCUUUGAAGUGUUAAGUCACGUUAGACUUCCCUUGAUUUCCCCACAAAUUCUUGAUGAAGCUCUUAAGAAUGUGCUGGAUCCAUCCAUUGCAGUUGCACUUAAAACAGUCAGAGUUGAUAUGAAAACUGGUCGUGGUGCUCUAGUUGCUCUGGCGGCAGAACCCCGUGCCCGUGCACGUCGCAUCCUCCUCGUAGCCGGAGGGUCCUGCCACGACAACGCCGCCCAUCCACCACUCACGACGGACAAUAUAUUGUCAUCGGUGCUCAAAUUUGAUCUACACACCAGGGAAUGGGAAGAACUUGCGGCAAUGGACAUAGCGCGUAUUCAACCAGGUGUGGCAACAUUAGCAGGUCGGGUAUACGCUGUAGGCGGUGAACAAGGCAGUCAAAUUUUAGCAAAUGGAGAGGUUUAUGAUCCACAGACUGAUAAAUGGUCAGACAUAGCACCGAUGAAAGAAGCACGUUGUGAAUUCGGUUUGACCGCGUGGAGCGGUAACCUCUACGCUUUCGGUGGGUGGGUGGGGUCAGACAUGGGGUCUUCUGUGGAGGUUUACGACCCCGUUAAUGACGACUGGACUGUUACUGGGAGAAUGCCAGAACCGCGGUUUGGAAUGGGCGUCGUAACUUUUGAAGGGCUCAUUUACGUAGUCGGCGGGUGUACUCACACAUGGCGACACACGCGAGACCUGCUCUGCUAUCACCCGUCUUCCCGCAAGUGGCAUACACUGACACCAAUGCGGCACGCGCGCAGCCAGGCGGCGGCCGUAGUGCUCGACAACCACUUGUACGUGGUGGGCGGGAACUCACCGGGCCGCACCGUACUCGCCUCCGUCGAGAGAUAUAACUUCGACAAUGACACGUGGGAGGAGGUGGCGAGCAUGAAGGUGGCGCGCGCGGGGUGCGCGGCGGGCGCAGCCGAGGGCGCACUCGUAGUGGCGGGCGGUGACAGCGAGAGCGGCGGCGAGCGUGCCUUCUACCGCGCGCGCACCACGCUCGCUAGCGUCGAGGUGUACGAUCCCCGCGCCGGCGUGUGGCGCGACGGGCCGCCGCUGCCGCACUCGCGCGCUGAGGCCGGCGCGGCGCUGCUUUGACACGUGCCCGCACAUUCUACCGCGCGCGCACCAUGCUCGCCAGCGUCGAGGUGUACGAUCCCCGCGCCGGCGUGUGGCGCGACGAGCCGCCGCUGCCGCACUCGCGCGCUGAGGCCGGCGCGGCGCUGCUCUGACACGUGCCCGCGCCUUCUACCGCGCGCGCAUCACGCUCCCCAGCGUCGAGGUGUACGAUCACCGCGCCGGCGUGUGGCGCGACGGGCCGCCGCUGCCGCACUCGCGCGCUGAGGCCGACGCGGCGCUGCUCUGACACGUGCCCGCGCCUUCUACCACGCUCGCCAGCGUCGAGAUGUACGAUCCCCGCGCCGGCGUGUGGCGCGACGGGCCGCUGCUGCCGCACUCGCGCGCUGAGGCCGACGCGGCGCUGCUCUGACACGUGCCCGCGCCUUCUACCACGCUCGCCAACGUCGAGAUGUACGAUCCCCGCG